CAAUGCUGACUCUGAGUGCUGUCUGUACGGAGUUCGUAUGUUCUCCCUGGCACUGCAUUAGUUUUCUCCGGGUGCUCCGGUUUCCUCCCACACUCCAAAGACUUGCGAGUUUGUAGGUUACUUGGCUUUGGACGUCCUUACGAGGCCAGAAUCGUUGGAAGAAGAUGAGUGUCGCUGUGGUUGACUUUGGCUCAUUUGCCUUGGGUGAAGCUGUACCUUCAGCCCAUGAAAUGAAACGAUUAUCCACAGAGAUCGGACGGGCAUUCAGUGAACUUGGAUUUGUGUACCUCAAAAACACCGGCAUCAAAGAUGAGCAAGUGUUUAGAGCGAUGGACAUCUGCAGGAGAUUCUUUCUACUUCCCAAGGACAUUAAACAACAAUAUGCUCGCUCAAAGGACUCUGAUUUUCCAAACCAUGGGUGGAUUGCUUUUGAGACUGAGAGAUUAAACCCAAUGGAAUUGAAUGACCUGAAAGAAGCCUUUAAUGUGACAUCGUUGUCUUCCACUGACACAUGGCCUACCAAAGACCUACCUGAGUUUUCAAGUUGCCUGGAGUCAUUCGUUGGAACGUUUAAGGACCUUUCGUUGCGGAUUUUGAAAGUCAUUGAACUGAGUCUGGGAGUUGAGACUGAUUUCUUUGUCAGCAAGCAUCAAGAGAUCGUCAGUAGUGGCAACUUAUCAACCCUCAGAGCUGCGUAUUACCCAGCGGUACAGAAAUCCUGUGUGAAGGAAAAGCAGAACCGGUGUGGGGAACAUUCUGACUACGGGACAUUCACUUUCGUGUUCCAGGACAGGAACGCAGGACUGGAGGUAAUGUCCAGGUCUGGUCAGUACAUCGCUGCCCCCUACCUUCCAAAUGCGGUUCUUCUCAACAUAGGUGACCUUCUGCAGAGGUGGACAUCUGACAGAUGGAUUUCCGCAAAACACCGAGUGCGAAUCCCGCAGACAGAAGAUGCUUUGAACAGGAGCCGACAGUCACUAAUUUUCUUCACCCACCCAGAUAACGGUGCAAUGAUUGCCUGUUGUGAUGGUUUGGACAAACACCCACCUAUCACCUGCACCCAGUACUUUAAGGAUAAACACCCUGAUUUAGUGAAUGUUUCUCUCUAUCCGUAAAGUGAUGGAGCAGGAAGGAGACAGCUGGAGAAUCGUGAGGCUUUAGACAUUAUGGUGAAGUAAAUAAAACUGUUUCUUACCGAACAUCAAUUAACAUCAGACAGGGGAUCACAUUUAGUGUAGGAAGGAGCUGCAGAUGCUGGUUUACACCAAAGAUAGACACAAAAUGCUGGAGUAACUCAGCGGCUUUGACAGCAUCUCUGGUGAAAUGGAAUAGGUGACGUUUCGAGUUGGAGUCU
Molecule: messenger RNA, 1354 nt
Organism: Amblyraja radiata (thorny skate)
Lineage: Eukaryota; Metazoa; Chordata; Chondrichthyes; Rajiformes; Rajidae
Product: 2-oxoglutarate-dependent dioxygenase htyE-like
Exons: 8
Coding region: 165-1115 (316 amino acids)
Source: RefSeq, a predicted model, not a curated record